AUGCAGAAACUUGCUGUUUUCUUCCUUGCUCUAGUGCUUCUCGCUUGCGCCGAACAAAAGUGCAAAGUAGACAAGGACUGUUCUCCAGGAGACAAAUGCGAUGGAGGAUCCUGUACUUGGAACCACCCUGCUCUAGCCAUAUCACAAUUCGAGGGAAAUCGAUUGAUUGUCGAGAGUUGCUUAGCGAGUACACGUAUCAAGACAGGAGAUGCUUAUUUUCACCAAUCAGAUGUUUAUUCCGAUACGGUAGCGGAAUGUUUUGGAACCCGUGUUGGUCCGUACAAUGACUUGCGAGGGCCAGCCGAUGAUCAAGAUCGCUCUUUAGUCUUAGACUACGGCGGCUCACUCGACACGCCACCAGACACCGUAUCUGCUUACGUGACGCGGCCAGCUGGAUAG
Molecule: messenger RNA, 399 nt
Organism: Necator americanus (New World hookworm)
Lineage: Eukaryota; Metazoa; Nematoda; Chromadorea; Rhabditida; Ancylostomatidae
Exons: 6
Coding region: 1-399 (132 amino acids)
Source: RefSeq, a predicted model, not a curated record